Lachancea dasiensis is the source of this 978-nucleotide messenger RNA. The record is from the annotation of a GenBank genome assembly. Lineage: Eukaryota; Fungi; Ascomycota; Saccharomycetes; Saccharomycetales; Saccharomycetaceae.
AUGACGCUUGAAUCAGACCAACUGUCACCUCAGAAGGAACAGGAAAUUGCGCUAAAAAUCCUGGAAAGAGCAGAGCUCGCUCAGAUGACGCGUCAGCUUAAAAUGGGGUUAAGUAAAGUGGCAACUCCUAAGAAGAGUUCACGCGACAACGGAAGGCCCAGGGCCCGAACAUCACCGGUGAAGAUGGAUUUACCACUUGUUACCCUUAACACAAGUCGGCUGUCACCUUUGAAACGUAGCAGGACUACAGGAGAGACGCCGACCGAGUCUGAAGGAGCGUCGCGGCGGGUCCCGGCUCCAAGGCAAACAGACUCUAUCAAGACGCCCUCAACACCCCCACGAAGCUCCCAAAGGACCCGGCGUCCUAGCGUGCGGCUGGACCGAGACAACGGGACGGAACUGGCUGUUCCUAGGACCCCCAAAGCGCCUCUGGACACCAACGACUUGGGAGCAGAUUUGCUGAUGUAUCUCGCUACCAGUCCCUACACGUCCGCCAAAAGCGGUACGCAGCACGGCCCGCAGACCCCUUCAAUCCCCACUAGUAGCAGCGGUGGCCAUGGGGCCAUCCCAACGACUCCCUCCCAGAACUCACAUCUCAAAGCUCAAUCUUCAUCCUCCGCGCAGCAUUUUGGAUUUAAAGUGCCGAGCCACGCGGUCUCCAACUCUGGUUUCCACGAAACACCCUCACAGUCCAGCUCGCAGUUUUCCGAGAUCAUGGACUCUCCUCAAGCCUCUCUCUACAUGUCUUCUUCCUCUCCUCGAAAGACUAAAAACCCCCCUGCCUCCUCCUCCGGGCCCAAUAACCCUACCACAUUCAACCCACCAACCUUGGCCGUUCCAGGCACUCCAUCCCGCGAGCUACGGUCCUCGCACCUCCUGACUACGCCAAACUUCAACAUGGGCGACUACGUUCACAAUCUCUUCAGUCCGUCGCCUCGUGUGGGCAGUGGAACCGGUCGUGAAAACAAGAGAGACUAA